Messenger RNA from Thyridium curvatum, 2160 nucleotides. RefSeq lists its product as uncharacterized. The record is from RefSeq and is a predicted model, not a curated record. Gene Ontology annotation, cellular component: nucleus. Gene Ontology annotation, molecular function: polynucleotide 5'-hydroxyl-kinase activity. The transcript has 5 exons. Lineage: Eukaryota; Fungi; Ascomycota; Sordariomycetes; Thyridiales; Thyridiaceae. Gene Ontology annotation, biological process: cleavage in ITS2 between 5.8S rRNA and LSU-rRNA of tricistronic rRNA transcript (SSU-rRNA, 5.8S rRNA, LSU-rRNA). Bases 1 to 2160 code for a protein of 719 amino acids.
AUGGCUUCGACAAAGAAGAGAAAACUGGAGGCCGGAGCUGGAGCUCAAGCCAUGAGUGCGUUUGCUUUGAGACGCAAAUUGCUCCAAGAGAAUAAGUCUGCCCCGAGCAAUCUCAAUGACCCAGCACCAGGGGUCCAGGACCAAGAUUCUGUCUCGGAUCCAGCUCUGGAAACCCCGAGGACGACAAGGUCCAUCGCUACCAAGUCGAGAUCAUCUCGACCAGAUGAUGGCCCCGAGUCGGGCCAGAGCAUACCACAGGUGCUCCAAGCCAAACCAGAGGAAAACACCCCCUCUCAGGAUGCUGAUGCCGAGAUUCGACCAAGGGUCGUUCAGCAUUCAAGUUUUAGGCCAAACAGGAAGAACCUCACUCGGAGGGGCAACGGCAUCAUUGUGCUGAGGCUUCCUGAAGGAGAGCGUCUGGUGAUCCUUGGCAGUUAUGGCAUCAAGAUCUGCAGCGGCCAGGCGACGAUAGCAGGCGCAACACUGCGGCCAUCGGACCAUAUCUCUUGGGUGCACUCCCCACACUGUCAUGCUCUUCCUGUGCUCAGAUGUUCGGAAGAGACCAGUAUCGAACUAUGCCCGCACCCAGCUGCAGAGAGUCUGAGAGGACUUGCAAGGCUUUCGCCUACUUUUGCGAGACUCUGGAAUGAGCCACAACCGGAUUGCCCACCAAAGCAGCGAGGGCGAGAGACCUUUCAAAUCAUCUACACAUCGGCAGAUGGACCUAAAAGGGCAUUCUUGCAGGAGCUUAAGGCGCCAGCAGAAUGGAACAAAAAGAUCGCGGGAUUGGUCUCAAAAAAAGGCAGCAAGCAGCAAGUAUUACUCAUCUGUGGACCCAAGUCUUCAGGCAAAUCUACAUUUGCCAGACUUCUUACCAACAGACUCACCACUGAUGAGGCAAGACUAAAGACCCGAGCUGGCGCCGGGGUUGCCAUCCUUGAUAUUGACCCAGGGCAGCCCGAAUUCUCGCCUCCUGGCAUUAUUUCUCUUGUUCACAUGGAUGGCCCAAACUUAUCACCGUCUUUUUGCCAUCCCAACGGACCUCCAAAACAGCAAGGGUUGCUCAAGUCUCACGCCAUAUGCGCCGUUUCACCAGCUAUGGAUCCAGGCCAUUACCUCGAGUGUGUUCUGGAUUUGUAUGCCGAGUACCAGGGCAAGCUAGCUCAUAAGUACCCGCUCAUCAUCAACACCCCGGGCUGGGUCCAAGGAACGGGCCUUGAUAUUCUCGUCGACCUAAUACAGGAGAUCCAGCCCACCGAAGUCGUGUACAUGUCGAAGGAUGGCCCUGAAGAAACAGUGGAAGGUCUGAGUCUGGCUUGUGAAAAGACAAGAUGCUCAGCGCUCUCUACAUUGCCAUCCCAAGCCACCGAAUAUACGUCACGAACAGCUCUGCACUUUCGAACCAUGCAAAUGCUGGCAUACUUUCACCAGGACACCGAGACGACCGACCGGGAACACCUGCGGUGGGACACAAGACCACUGACUAUGAGCGCUCCUCUGAUGGUCCCAUUCACGAGCUCUACCAAUGGUUUUGCCGGCAUCCUAUGUUAUGAUUAUCAACCAUCAAUCGAGCUUCUGGGAGAAUUCUUGAAUGGGACGAUAAUUGCAUUGGUGGAUGUUGAGAGCAAGGAAGCAUUCAGCAGAGUCCACUCCCUCAGCUCGACAAGAGUACAAGAAUCUUGUCAUGAAGGCGGAAGCCAAGGAGUGUUACCUCUGAUCAGGAAUGACGCCGGGCGAACGUUGGAUCCGAAGCAUUCAAGGGCCUUGGGACUCGGCCUCAUUCGUGGUAUAGAUAUGGAGAAUAGGGUUAUUCACCUUCUCACUCCUGUACCAUUGAAGAAGAUACAAGAGGUGCAGAAGAGCGGGAGGUCAAUCGUGAUAGUUGCUGGCAAGUUUGACCCACCAAGCUGGGCAUACACAGAGGAUCUCUACAGUCAGGCCUACGAGUCGAAUGUUAAGGACGACAACGAUGGGGCUGUAGAGGUCACAGACGAGGAUACUGAUGACGACUCAUCUGAGAACAAUGAGGAGGAGGAGAAGCUCUCUCCUCAGGAUCUGCAAACACCAUGGGUCGAGGUGCUGCAUGGUAACCAGAAGAGGGCCGUUGGUUCUCGAGUUUGGAGAGUAAGACGAGAUCUGGGCAAGGGCGCGAAUGACUAG